Messenger RNA from Diceros bicornis minor, 3124 nucleotides. RefSeq names its product FosB proto-oncogene, AP-1 transcription factor subunit (gene FOSB). Lineage: Eukaryota; Metazoa; Chordata; Mammalia; Perissodactyla; Rhinocerotidae. Bases 568 to 1584 code for a protein of 338 amino acids. Gene Ontology annotation, molecular function: DNA-binding transcription factor activity, RNA polymerase II-specific; RNA polymerase II cis-regulatory region sequence-specific DNA binding. The record is from RefSeq and is a predicted model, not a curated record. Gene Ontology annotation, biological process: regulation of transcription by RNA polymerase II. The transcript has 4 exons. Gene Ontology annotation, cellular component: nucleus.
GAGAGCUACCGCCGCGGGAAGGACACGCGGAGCUGGGACUUGGGGACUUGAUUGUUGUGGUUGUUCUUCUUGGGGAGGGGGCUGUGAAAUUCAGUUUAUUAUUUUUUUCCGGAGAGAAAGUUUUUGGAAGGAUUCUUCUAGAUAAUUCUACAUUUUAUUUUGGAGGACCGACUUAACUUUUUUCGUCUUCUUUAUUACUCCCCUCCCCCGUGGGACCUGCCGGACGCGUGGAGGAGACCGCACCCGAAGCAGAUUCUGUACAACAGGACAGCGCUUUCCGCCUCUUGGGGAGCGAUCCCCCCGCACCCCUGGGACCUACGGAGCCUGGACUUUCAGGAGGCACAGCGGCAUCUUGUGGGAGCCUGGGCACCGCAGAGGAAUUGCACAGAAACUUUGCCACAACUGUUGGAGCGGGACGCUGCCCCCACCCCGAGUUUCCCCAGACAGCGCCCUUUGGGGACGCGCUUGGCUCACCCCGGACUCGCACCUUUCUUCUCCCACCCGGCCAUAGCCUUGGCUUCCCGACGACCUCAGCGUGGUCACAGGGGCCCCCCUGUGCCCAGGGAAAUGUUUCAAGCUUUCCCCGGAGACUACGACUCCGGCUCCCGGUGCAGCUCCUCACCCUCCGCCGAGUCUCAGUAUCUCUCUUCAGUGGACUCCUUCGGCAGUCCACCCACCGCCGCCGCCUCUCAGGAGUGCGCCGGUCUCGGGGAAAUGCCCGGUUCCUUCGUGCCCACGGUCACCGCGAUCACAACCAGCCAGGACCUCCAGUGGCUUGUGCAACCCACCAUCAUCUCUUCCAUGGCCCAGUCCCAGGGGCAGCCGCUGGCCUCCCAGCCCCCGGCCGUCGACCCCUACGAUAUGCCAGGAACCAGUUACUCCACGCCGGGCAUGAGUAGCUACAGCGGUGGCGGAGCUAGUGGCAGUGGAGGGCCUUCCACCAGCGGAACCACCAGUGGACCUGGGCCUUCCCGCCCUGCCCGAGCCCGGCCUAGGAGACCCCGAGAGGAGACGCUUACCCCGGAGGAGGAGGAGAAACGAAGAGUUCGCCGGGAGCGGAACAAGCUGGCAGCAGCUAAGUGCAGGAACCGUCGAAGGGAGCUGACUGACCGACUCCAGGCGGAGACAGAUCAGUUGGAGGAAGAAAAGGCAGAGCUGGAGUCGGAGAUCGCCGAGCUCCAAAAGGAGAAGGAGCGUCUGGAGUUUGUGCUGGUGGCCCACAAACCGGGCUGCAAGAUCCCCUACGAAGAGGGGCCCGGGCCGGGCCCGCUGGCGGAGGUGAGAGAUUUGCCGGGGUCAGCAUCCGCUAAGGAAGAUGGUUUCAGCUGGCUGCUGCCGCCCCCGCCACCACCGCCCCUGCCCUUCCAGACCAGCCAAGACGCACCCCCCAACCUGACAGCUUCUCUCUUUACACACAGUGAAGUUCAAGUCCUCGGCGACCCUUUCCCCGUUGUUAACCCUUCGUACACUUCCUCGUUUGUCCUCACCUGCCCGGAGGCCUCCGCGUUCGCCGGCGCCCAACGCACCAGCGGCAGCGACCAGCCUUCCGACCCCCUGAACUCGCCCUCCCUUCUUGCUCUGUGAACUCUUUAGACACAAAACUAACAAACACACAAAGGAGAGCGAUUUGGAAGAGAAGGAGGAGAGAGGGGAAGAGACAAAGCGGGCGUGUGGCCUCCUUGCCUCUCCUGUCUGACUCUGUGCCGCCGCUGCCAUCGGACAGGAGCACCUCCUUGUGUUCUGUGCCGCCUCUUGUUUCUGUGGCCCGGCGAGGCCCGAGAGCUGGUGACUUUGGGGGCAGGGGGUGGGGAGGGGAUGGACACCCCCCGGCCGCCUGUUGGCUGUCUCAUUUCAACCCAACCUCUGGGGAUGGGUGGGUGGGGGGUGAUGCCCACCUUUGGGCGGGAGGGAAAGGGGUGCUGGCGGCUGGCUAGGGGGUGGGCUGGAGUUCUCUCCAGAGAGGCCCAACAAGGAAAUGCCACAGAGCCCCCGUAAUGUCCCCGACACCCACCCUUCAGCUGGGUGACUAAGCUGGUUCUCCCUGCUCCCCCGAUCUUAGCUUAUUUAACGUUUCCUUGUGGUUAGAGCCUCCUCUGAAUUGAGCCCCCCUUGAAAGGGAAGUUGAUGCCCCCCAUGAUAAUCUCCAUCCCCCCCCCCCAGACUUAGUCUGAAAUGUGAACCUCCCUCCCUGACUCUCCAGCCACCCCUUCCCCGCAAAACUGGCUCUGAUUUGAAUUUCUCGCCUCCUAAGGAUGCCCCCACGUUCAGCCCUCCUUCCUGAUGACAGUAUUAUUCCCGGCCUCCCUCCCCUCCGGGCCUUCCUUGUUGGGCCUCUCUGAUCCAGGCAGCAGGGGGCGCUGUGAGGCCUGUCCUGCUGGAGUGUCUUAUACUGUGAAAUGAGUUGGCCGGAUUGGGAGGGGGGAGCCCGGCGGGACAGACCCCUUGCGGAGGGAUUGUGCCCCCCACUCCCCAAAGCCUUUCCUUGGUCUCCCGUCCCCCAUCUGCCUCCUUCCUCCCCUUCAACGGUGAGUUAGACUCCAGGGGGUGACAGAAUCGAGAGGUGGGUGACAGUUAUCCAUCCACGUGGCCUCUCUCCUCAGGACCCCCAGCCCCCAGCCCUGGCCUUUUUUCUUUAAGGCCUGUCACCUUACCCCAGCCUAGGACGCCGGCUUCUCCCUCCCCCUGGCACCUCCACACCCUUUCUAGAAAGGGAGCAAUGGGAGAUCGCCAGGGGCCUGACAGUUUUGGGGAGAAGAUAUAAAGGCUGAGGCUUUGCCCCCCGCCCCCCAAUAUUUUUGGACUGGCAAACUCGAAGGGGCUGGGCUCCCACGGUCCCAGCUUCCCCUCCUCCGUCCCCCCAGCCCCGAAUCUUGGUUUGGAUUCCCCCACCUCGCCUUUCCUUGUGCUUCACCUCGUGAGAAUUUCAUCAUGAGGCAAAUUGGUAUUUUUUAACAUCGGAUGGGCCCGCCGCCCUCCGUGUGCAUGGAAGACAUUCCACGUGCUCCGUCCCGCGCCUCCCGCCCUGGUCCCAGACCCCAGACCCGUCCCCUAGCUAUUUAUCCCUUUCUCGGUUUCCGAAAGGCACUUAUAUCUAUUAUGUAUAAAUAAAUAUAUUAUAUAUGGG